GCGCGCAUGCGCGAUUCGUUCUGUGUGCGUUUGGCGUCACUAGCCAUUUGUGUUGUGUCAAUUAGCGAAACAAGCGCGAAAAUCACAAAGAAUUCACCGUGUGUUUCAUAAUGAACAGCAGUGUUCAAAUACUCGACCAGAGUAUGGACGCUAAAUGCCCUUUAAAUGCGACGAUCAACCUCGAAGACACGGACUCCGAGACGGAUUUGAUCGAACUGGAUUCAAGUUGCGACACGGAAGUCCUUUGCCUCGACAAUUCGAUCAACCAGCCGAACAACAACGAGAACUCGUCCGACUCGUCUCCGGACGUUGACGUUGACGUCGACGCAAAUAUUGAGGUGACAACUCGCUCGUCGAGAGAUAUACAGUCUGUCUUGCAGAAUGACGACGCUGCGAAAACGCGACCCGUUUUCAAGGUUAUGUUUCGCGACGAGAGUGUCUCGAGACAAUAUCGACAACAAAUUAAGGAUUUUUUGCACACUUUAGUGCAAUCAAAACCAUCCAAUGAACAAGAUAUAAAUGAAUCAAGUUUGAUUUUAGAAAUUUGGGAUAACAAUGAUAAUUACAAAGAUCAAGAAUUGUCUAUCAGUGCAAAAGACAAUAGUGUAUUAAAUGAUAGCAUGGAAAGUACUGAUAUAUGCGAUUCACUAUUUACAAUUGAUAACAAACCAAAUUUUACGAAUGAUUUAGAUGUUCCAACAUAUGGACAAAAAUAUGAGGAUAUUACUAAGGAAUCAGACUCUGUGACGACAAAAGAUUAUGCACCAAAAUUAAAUUGCUUCAAUUGUAAUGGAAAUCAUAAUUUGCGAGACUGUCCAUUGCCUAAAAAUCAAACCAAUAUUAAUAAAAAUCGUAAAGAAUUUGCUCUAAAAAAUAAUGCAGGAGUUCGAUAUCAUAUGGGCGAGGAUCAGAAAUUUAGUCACAUGAUUCCUGGUCAGUUAAGCCUCAAACUACGAAAGGCUCUAGGACUGAAAGCCAAUGAACUACCUAAACACAUAUAUAGAAUGAGAUUACUUGGCUACCCUCCAGGGUGGUUGGAAGAAGCGCGCUUGCAACAUUCAGGAUUAUCAUUGUUUAAUUCUGAUGGAUUAGCAGAAAUUGAUCCAACUGAAGAAGAGGGAGAAAUCAUUACAGAUGUAGAUAAAGAUCAAUAUGACAUAAAAAAAAUAUAUGACUUUCCUGGUUUUAAUGUGCCUUCUCCAACUGGCACCAUUGACGAAAGCCAUAAAUAUUGGGCACCAAAAAUCCAACCUAUACAUAGUAAAGAGAUAAUGUUAUUACAUUUAAGAGGGAAAAAAGCUGAUGACGGUUAUAAGCAAAAAUUGAAACUAUCCGCUCCAAUAACACCAAUAGUAAAUUCUUCAGAAAUGCCUAGUGAUAUGGAAAUAGAAGAAGUGCCAGAAGAAAAUGUGGAGAAUGUGCCUAUUAAUGGGCAUUUUAUUCCACCAUUACCAACAGAACCAGUGGAAACACCACCACCAGCACCACCACCAUUAUUUCAAUCAGAAGAUUCAGACUCACGAUCGCAAGAAUUGCCUUCUUCUGAUUCUGUGGAUGAUAUAAUCUUGAUUGCAAAUUCACCGUCUCUAUCUGACUUAGAAAGUACAAAAAAAGAAUUACUCAUAGAACUUGAAGAUAACAGUUCGCAUUCUAAUCUUUGUUCCACGUCACUUAAAACCGAUGCAAACAAUACAUUUGACAUGACAUUUUCCAGUAUAGCAAUUACACCCAAUUGCUCUUCUAUUUCUCAAGAAUGUUCAAAUUCUGACAAGAGUUCUAUGAAGUUAAGUUCACAGUCUUAUCAUGAAACAUCGCUCAAUAUGUCGAGUACCAAAUUAGACACAUCAGUUUCCAAUGAAACUAUCUCUGAAUUAAAUUCUACUCCAAUCUCUGCUAAUUUAUCUUCAAGUACAAAUCAAGCUUCUGUCAAAUCGGUGCACUUGGGUACACCGAUAUUGACAAGUUCUUCCCCAUAUAGUAAACUACCGUCAUCAGAAAAAUUUUCUAAAGAUAUUUGCGACGUUAUCAAUUUCGAAAAUUUACCUGACUCGACGGGUAAAUAUGAACAAAUGUCAGGAGUCUUACACAAAGUAAGAAAUAUCAUGUCAAGAUUGCAUCAAUAAGCAUAGACAAUUUACAGAGGGAACUGAUACAUUAUUUAGUAAGUAUGUGUAUUUAUUCACAAAAGUGGAGUAAACAAAUAUCUGGGAUUAUUUUAAAAAAUGCCAUUUAUUCUUGAUUUCUUCUUGUUUAAUUCGAUAAAAGAUAUAUGAUAUCCUCUUAGAUAUUUUUGGCCUUUAUAAAUAACAAAUUAAAUAUGUUUUCAAACGUACAUCCAAAAAUUUUAAACACGGUUUUUCACUUCUUUUUGUCAUGAUAAUUGCAAAACAAAACUUUUCACUGUUAAAUGCUUAUAUUAAGCUACGGAUUUAGUUGCUUAGAAAAAUUAAUGUCCGCUUUUUUUCUAAAGACGAGAUUUAGAUAUAUUUCAUCUUAAAUUUCUGUAAUAUAUAAUUUAAAUCUUUUCUAUAUUUUUUGACGUAUAAUUUAGACAAUUCAUUUAAUACCCUAUUACAU
Nylanderia fulva is the source of this 2577-nucleotide messenger RNA. Its product is annotated as zinc finger CCHC domain-containing protein 8 homolog. Gene Ontology annotation, cellular component: catalytic step 2 spliceosome. The record is from RefSeq and is a predicted model, not a curated record. Gene Ontology annotation, molecular function: RNA binding. Lineage: Eukaryota; Metazoa; Arthropoda; Insecta; Hymenoptera; Formicidae. Gene Ontology annotation, biological process: RNA processing.